Galleria mellonella (greater wax moth) is the source of this 2532-nucleotide messenger RNA. RefSeq lists its product as uncharacterized. The transcript is spliced from 7 exons. Gene Ontology annotation, biological process: carbohydrate metabolic process; hyaluronan catabolic process; defense response. Gene Ontology annotation, molecular function: hyalurononglucosaminidase activity. Bases 254 to 2407 code for a protein of 717 amino acids. The record is from RefSeq and is a predicted model, not a curated record. Lineage: Eukaryota; Metazoa; Arthropoda; Insecta; Lepidoptera; Pyralidae.
CCUACACUCGAGUACUUAACAUGUCCAUAUCCACACACGUGGAGCGUAGUGGCGACAGCGCGCGCCGCUUUAAUUCAUUAUUUCGCGGGAAAAAAUUCGAAAAAAGAAUAACAGUUAUGUUAAGAAUAGAAUAAAAAGUAUUUUAAGUUUCUUUUUUUUUUUGUAAAAAGUAUUUUAGUCCAGUAUUAUUUUUGUUGUUUGAACGUUUUUGUUUUUUUUUUUUAGUUUUUUUAUUUUGUGCUUUAUAGUGACAAUGAUAUUGUUUAUGUUUAUAAUGUUAGCCAGUUAUGCAGUAAGGUGUGACGAUACAAGUUACUACGUAAUCCAAAUGCCAGAAAACGACCCACCGAUUAAACUUCACAAAAAACCAUUCAGAGUUUAUUGGAACGUGCCCACAAUGCAGUGUAAAUCAAAGAGGAUCCCGUUCGAGAGCCUAUAUGAGAAAUUUGGGAUAUUACAAAACAAAAAUGACAGUUUUCGCGGUGAAAAAAUCGCCAUAUUGUAUGACCCGGGCUUGUUUCCCGCGCUUUUGAAGAACGAAACGAGCGGGAAAUUUAAAUUUAGAAAUGGCGGUGUGCCGCAAGAGGGCGAUCUCGAGAAGCAUUUGGCCUCGUUCAAAAGUGUAUUGGACCAAAGUAUUCCAGACCAUGAUUUUAAUGGGGUGGGCAUCAUAGACUUCGAGUCGUGGAGGCCAGUCUUCCGGCAAAACUUCGGUGUGCUCGUGCCAUACAAAGACGUCUCCUACGAGAUAGAGAAGAAACUGCACUGGUGGUGGCCGCAGGCGUGGAUACAGGCCGAGGCAAAACAGCGUUUCGAACAAUCGGCUCACGAGUUCAUGCAGUCAACAUUGAUUCUGGCAAAGCAGAUGCGCCCCAAUGCUUUAUGGGGAUACUAUGGUUUCCCAUACUGCUUCAAUAUGGCUACUAACAACCACGCAGAGUCUUGCGCUAACAAAGUGCCCGAGGAAAAUGAUAGUACAUAUUGGCUCUGGUCAAAGAGCACUGCACUAUAUCCAUCAGUGUACAGUUCCAAAGAACUAACUUCUUCACAACUAGCGGGCUUGAUCCGCGGGAGAGUCAAAGAAGCAGCCAGAGUCAAGAGGAGUGGUACCCCCAUAUUGCCAUACUUCUGGUUCCGAUACAGAGAUGGGUCUUACCUAAAAAAGGACGAUCUUGAUAUAGCACUGCAAACUCUGUACAAAUCUAAUGCAUCCGGUUUCAUAAUAUGGGGCAGUUCAAACGACGUCAACACUGUCGACAAAUGCCUCAAACUACAAAACUACAUAGAAAACGUUAUGGGCCCAGCCAUUGCGAAAUACACUAAAGAUAAUAAACUGGAAAACUAUGUACUUAAUGAUUCCAAUGACGAAUUAAUUGAAAGUUCUCUAAACACUACCACAACAACAGCAGUCUCUGUACAAGUUCAUAAAGAAGUAGUAGCAAGCAAUCUAAGUACAGCGACGCCUGAUCCAGAGUUCCAUUGGGAUCCACCUGAAAAUUAUACUCAAGAAUUGACACAGUAUGUUAUAGAAGAAUUAUCAAACAAUUCCAAAUAUAAUAAUAGUAAUAAGAAUGAACUAAAUGAGGUAGAACUAAGCUCUAUAGACAUGAUAAUUAAUAUAUUGUUGAAUGAUCAAUACAAUGAUACAGAGACUGACAAUACAAUGUUUAAUGAUAGUAGUAAAGAGAGUGGUGACGUAACAGUAUUUACUGAAGAAGCUGAAACUACUACGCUACCUUAUAGUACGACUGAAACUUCUAGUGGAAAUAAUUAUGAAACUACCACUGUGAUAGUAGAUUUAAGUGAAAAGGAUAGUUUAGAAAAGUCAAAUGAAAAUUACAAAAAAGAUAUGCUUAUAUCUGAAAUGGAAGAAACGACUGAAGUUACAACAGUUGAAUCAAGUACAUUUGUUGAUACGUUUUAUACAUCUACUGUAAAUAAUACUGAAGACUAUGGAGAUUUGUUUAUGGAUGACCAGUUUUCGCAAAAUUAUACUGAUUACGUAUAUGAAGAAAUUAAUACAACAAUCACAGACAGUACAACAGAGUCAUUACUAGUCGACAUCAUAACAGGUGUAUUCAAUGAAAAAAUCUCAACUGAAGAUGAAAAUAAAGGAUUACCUGAAGACAUUUUAAUAUCAACACAAAAUUACGAAACUACAUCAGACUCGAGUACAAAUCUCAGUGACGAUAUAAUAACAAUAGAAAACGUUGGUGUCAAGAAUAAGAAAAAAGGACUACCAAAAAGUACCAAUGAUGAAAAUAAUGACUUGACCAAUGAAAUGCUUCCUUUUACAGCAACAACAGCUUUUGUAGAACAGAUUGCCGGAUCUGCCACCGGGGGCGCCGUCGUCAACUAUUUGCACUAUAUCUCUUUUGCGACUUACCUCCUAAUCUUGCCUCUGUGACACAACGUCCAUUGAUUUGUUCAUUUCUACUUAAUAUUGAAUACUAUUGAUCUGUGAUAUAUUAUUUAGUCUAUAAUUGUAAAUAUAAUUAAGUACUGUUUCGAUUAUAUGAAAUUAUUUCUUUA